UUUUCACCUGCUCUACUACCUACUAUCUGAAUUCUGAAACCAUAAAAUCUGUUCACAUUCUGCUUCUGCUUCUCUCUCUCUCUUGAAAUCAUUUUUGAACAUUUUUGCAUACUGUUUGCUGGUCAAUAUACUCGUCUUGGAUCUCUUCCCUCGUAAACUAACUUCAUAUUGACAUCCUUUCAUAGUUGUGGCAACUUCUGCAGUUUAAAGAAGCUACAACAUGCGGUGGCUGAGCCUGUCAAUUGAUGUGUUUUCUUAUGUCAUCCCCUUGAACUUAUUUUGCAGGGUGAUCCUAUAAAUUAUUUCUCCUAUUAAACCAGCUUUUUUAUCUACCAUUCUCUUCAUCUUCCUCUUCCCUUUAACCAGUCAGUUUUGUCUCUUUGCUUGUUAUAUCUGUAUGAUUAGCUGAAAGACCACUGCAAAGAAAAUUUAAAUCCUCUUAGUCCUGAUUUUGAUUCAUUGGCACUUUGUCAUCUCUGUGACCCAGUUUAGGUCUUUUCAGGGUUCUUUUCCUAUACUGCGAUUUCCUCAACCUUCUCCUUUCUUGUAAUCUCCAUUUUCCUACGAAAGAUAGUAUUUUGUUACUCUUGGGCUACAGUGUUAUCUCUCCGCAUAGAUUUUGAAUUUCAUUGGAAAGUCGAAAGUAGUUAUGGUGUGCCAAGCAGCAGGACAAACAAGAUUUCGGGCCUUAAAGCAUGAGAGUGGAAUCACAGGGAAAGCAACCAUUGUAGUUAGAGUUAUAGCAUGUUUUCAACCAUUGCAGAAUUGCCAGGCUGAAUACUUCCGUCAGUUGUUGAAGCCUGUAACGUAGAUGCUCUGAGUUCACGCUUUUGUCUUAAUCCAGCUUUAUAGUAUUUUCUUCUUAUUUACGUCCUUAAAGAGUAAUUUGAAGUGGAAUUUAUACAACCCAUAUAACUGGUUUCUCUUCUGUCUAGAUGGUUACAACCAGCAAGCUCAAUUGUUACCAGCAGGAUCCGGCAUGGACUUCACCGAAUUUGAACCAUGCAACUGCAUUCUUACGGCAUGGACAUAACCUUGGUGUUCCAUCUCUGUAUAGCCCUUGCAUAUGUGCUGCAAAUGCAGUUUCUCCUAGGCCAUCAUGUUUCGCCCCUGGUUUGCCAAGUUCUAAGGCAGCCAAUCAGAAUGGAGUCAAAUGGCUGCCAAGCUUAGCUCCUCCCAAAAAUGAGUAUCCGAACGAUACUAGCUUUUUACUUCAUCGCUUGAUAGGAUUAGAUUCCCCACCAACUGAUGCAUCUGCAAAUUCUCAGAAAAGGUUCCUCAUUUGUGAUCAGUCUGGGAGUCAAACUAGAUUUUACUUUAGUCAAGGUCGCCCUCUUGAAAAUGAAGUAACUACACCGAAAGAACAUGCUUAUGGUUUGUAUUAUGAGAACCUGACUGCUGUAGUUGAGCGAAGAUCUCCUGUGAAACCCAUUAUUGAAGAUAAAUUGGAGGAAAGCUACAUAAAUGGUGAAGAAAGUAGUAUGCAUGAAGACACAGAAGAAAUCAAUGCCUUGCUCUACUCUUCUGAUGGCACUGAAGUGGACGAAGAUGACGAUGAUUGUGGUGAGGAUGAUGAAGUAACUAGCACGGCUCGCUCUCCUUGUGCAAACAAUGGGGGCUGCGGCUGUGGUGAGCAUGACAAACUGCCUGAGGAACUUACAGAAGAAGUUGCCAGUUCUGAUGGCCCAUGUAAAAGGCAAAGAUUGCCAGAUGGCGGGCACAAGAAAUCAUCAUCCAUAGAAUCUAGAUGGGCCAAUGAUGAUGAUGAUGAUAUUGGGGAAUCAAGAUGUGUUAAAGACUCUCUUCCCCUCAGGGAGAAGGAUGAGGAGGAUCAUGAUUUGAGCACAAGGAAAAGGAAAGCUAAAAUUCGCGAGACCUUGAGAAUUCUUGAGAGCUUGAUUCCUGGGAUAAAGAGUAAGGACCCAUUGUUGGUUAUUGAUGAAGCAAUUGAUUACUUGAAGUCUUUGAGGGGCAAAGCCAAAGCUUUAGGAGUUGGGCUCCCUCAAGAGUACCCUCCAUCUUCUUGUUAAAGAAAAGAGUAUCAGUAUCCAACCCCUACAACGUUAGCAUUGUGGAUUUUAGGGGGUAACGUUGCUUGAACAUUAAUCUAUUUGUUAAAAUAGUUAAAUUGUGAAGCAUUUGCCAUUUUCAUCAGUCCUUCAGUGCAACAAGUAUUAUGAACCACCAGAAGUGAAGAGUCUUAGUGGAAUGUCUUUUACUUGCAAGGGGUGAAAUAAAAGGGAUUAUUUUUGAGUUUUUUGUGGAGUAAGAAAGGGUAGCAAUUUCAAAGUUCCAACUCAUGAGUGUACAGUAAAAGAGGGACCCUUUAAAAUUCUUGAGAAAACCCUUGGAUUCAAUGCAUGCGCAUUUGGUAAUUGAGGCCCACAAUCCACCUCAAUAUGUUUCUUGAUUUGAAUGACUGUUAUGAUGUGUUGAUGUUUCUGUUGAUCCCCACAAAGGAUAGUGAUGGCAACUACUGUUGAAGGGUAGCGCAUGGAAAAAGGGAGGGGCCUGCCCUCUAAAGCUUAUCAUGAAAAGGCUGAUUGAGAAACAUGAUCAAAUCUUGUCUUAAAAUUUGGUUUGUUCCCACUUGUAGUUGGAGAGAGUUGUGAGUCUUUUUCUAAGCGUGGUGUCUUUUUAUGAGCCUCAUGGACCCUUUGUGUUUCAUGCUAUUAUUAUUGCUGUGUGUGUUGUCUUUAUGCUUUUACCACUUAUAUAAAACUAAUAAUAAAAUAUAGCUUGCUUUAUUAUUAUUA
This is a messenger RNA of Nicotiana tabacum (common tobacco), 2756 nucleotides long. RefSeq names its product transcription factor bHLH143. Gene Ontology annotation, molecular function: protein dimerization activity. NCBI's taxonomy places the organism in Eukaryota, Viridiplantae, Streptophyta, Magnoliopsida, Solanales, Solanaceae. The record is from RefSeq and is a predicted model, not a curated record.